GCUUCUUAUCGAUAUGAUAAGCAUCACCCAUAAAUUGCUCUCUUUGGAGUUCGAACUCUCAUGACAAGGUUUUAACCUGGAGUAUAUAGGCCGAUAGCCUGACUGCAGUUUGUUCAACGAUCCAACAUGAGAUGGCGAGUGUGUAUCUAAGCCAUCACGCGAGAAGGAAGCUUGAGGUGAGUCCAGAAUUAAGACUAUGGUAUUCCAGGAUGUGUAAAGCGACGACGCCGAGCAUGCUUCCCUCUUGGACUGGUGAUCCAAAUGCAGCUGCUAACGAACGACCUAAACCCUUAUAAAAAGAUUGCAGUCCAACCUAAACUCGGUAAUCAGGCUCAUGUUCCUCUCGCCUAAACGCUUCUAUUGUCUGUGCUCAUAAAUCUAUUAUAUUGCUCAUCUGAGUGCAAUAUCGAGUGUCGCUGAUCAAUUUAUCAGUAUGGACUCGGUUGUUUUAUAGCCAGGUCCACGAUCAAUACCUGGAUAGCACGCUAGUGUAGUCAGGAAUAGCUUCUCAUCUCAUGCCUGAACAGGGGACGGAUGGACAUGGAAUAAGACUACCAAUCGGGUUUAAUGCAGGACAGCGACAUUUUAGGAUGACCGUAUUCUGAUCUGAUUAUUGGCAGAUUCACCUGCAGGUUCAUUCAACAAGACCUUCAACAAAUCGUUCAGAUUCUAACCCACGGAAUUACAUCUAUAUAUAUGAUGCAUGAAAUAAUUGACGCCAUCAUCACUUCUCUGGAGACGGUAUCUAGAAUUCAUGUCGGAUUAAUAGGUUAUGUUGUCAACAAAAAUCAUACCCGUUAUUUACAUCGGCAGCACGCCGGGAUGAUUCGAUGGAACACGACCGACCAGCCAAACACCUGUGAUUGAUGGUCUCAUUAUCUCGAUAUCAAAUUUUAUCUACUCACCCCAGGCACAAUUACCCGGACUAACCUUUAAACCGAGUUUCUCUGAAUCCAGGGACCAAUCGCUUUUCCAACUCCGCGGCAGUUACCUGUAUUGUUCGUGUAACGUUUUGUUGACGAUCGUUUCGGUGACUAUUUUAUGGCUGAUGCAAUUCUAGAAUCGGACAGUCGAUAGAUGCCUCCAAUUGCGGAUGAUGUCGAAUAGUAAGAGUGAAUCGCGAUCAAGCACGAACCUGCAUGUGCGUUUGAACUGGUUUGAUACUAUAGAGAUCUGGAUGUGAAUAAUCGAAUAGUAUAGUACCUUUUCGGGACCAUCAACCAUGCUAUACUCUUUACAGUAUUAAAAUUGCGAAAGGACAGACUUUAAAUUCUAAGAUAUAAAACAUCCAUUACCUGCAAAUUCAAACAGUCUUUCGGUACCAUUACUUCUUCAGUGACGAUAUCCAUCAAUAUUAUUAAGACCGUCCGUGUUAAGCUUUCGUCACUUUCACAGGAAAAGCCGUUGUAGGAAGUUCGUGAGGUGAAUACUGAGGGCGUUACCGGAAUUGCUGCUUUUGCUUUGAACCAUAGAAAAAGCAAUAACACGUGCAGCUGCAUUGUGCUCGCUGCUUAAUCUGCAUUCCUCACGCUGACGAGUUUUCGAAAACAGACAAGUGUCACCAUGCCUCAUCAGAAGGACGAGCCAGAGAUCGAAUACCUCAGGACAUACUGCUUAAGCAAAGGUGUGGCCGGCAUCAAAGGCCUUGGAGCACUUUUCAGAGGACUUGACAAAGACUUCUCAAAGCAUCUGAAUUACCACGAGUUCUCUGGCGGACUAAAGCAGUUCGGUGUCGGAUUCAACGAACAACAAAUCCAGACUCUUUUUCGCAUUUUUGACAAGGACCAGAAUGGUUGCGUUGACUUUAGUGAAUUUCUUCAGAAGCUCCGUCCACCGAUGGCACAGAGUCGGAUUAAUGUGACAAACGAGGUCUUCUCGCAUCUUGACCACACUGGAGAUGGAAGGCUGAUGGUCGAUGACUUGAAAGGCGAAUUCCGUAAACAUGUGAGACGACAUCCCAAGUUUCUCGCGGAGGAAUGGACGGAGGAGCAGGUAUUGGUGAGCUUCCUCAACACGUUCGACACCCCCGAGGACAUCGACGGCAUAGUGACUCGGGACGAAUUCCUGGCUUACUACUCUGGAGUCAGCUCGACCAUUGAGGAAGAUUGCUAUUUCGACCUCAUGAUGAGGUCUUGUUGGGGACUGAAAUAGUGCAGAGCAGACAUUAGUUGAACUCGCUCAUUGUCCAAUAUUAGACCAACCCGCCGUCCUGGUGUAACGUUUUUGAGUGUUUCCGUUUCCGAGUGUGUGUUUGGGAACGCUUAAAGAUCCCAAUUGAAAAUUCAUGGUCUCUUCAGCUACCCGAUAGAAACAUUGGGAACAACCACAGACUAGUAGUGCGAGCUCGAGUGUAUCUGAGUGUGAGUAUUUUUCCAAUAGAUCAAGUCUCAAAUGGUUGUUGUUGGGGUAUUGGUCGCCUUAUUCCGUAGACAGGGAAACAUAGGAGAGCACUGAAGUAUUGGAAACACUGACAAAUGUUACACCGGUCCGCAGUCCAGCGAUAUCAUGCAUUUAACUAUACUCAUUUCCAUCCAACUUUCUAUCCGGCAGCGAAGGCAGUAGCGUUUUUACUUGGAAAUUAUAUGUCCAGACAUUUUUAUCGUUUUGUAACAGACUCUUGAUAUACGAUCUGUUCUCUGUUCUGUUCAGUUGCUAAUAAGAAGACCAAUCUGACCAGUCAAGUCGUCAUUCUUCAUCCUCGGAUAUUGCCGUAAUUAAUAUUUUGCAUUCGCGCAAUACUGAUCAAUGACAGAUUGUAUUGUGAACCAGCUGUCACCUGCUCUUAUAUGUAAAAGCAAUAAAAUGAGAAUUCCA
Lineus longissimus is the source of this 2814-nucleotide messenger RNA. RefSeq names its product calcyphosin-like protein. NCBI's taxonomy places the organism in Eukaryota, Metazoa, Nemertea, Pilidiophora, Heteronemertea, Lineidae. The coding region runs from base 1564 to 2151 and encodes 195 amino acids. Gene Ontology annotation, molecular function: calcium ion binding. The record is from RefSeq and is a predicted model, not a curated record. The transcript has 2 exons.